AUGUUCAUCAAUAGUCUUCCAUCCGAUACCGAUCUUCAUCGGCUGAAAGAUGAAAACAACAGUUCUGGCAAUGGCGAAGAGGAAUAUUGGAGCCUUGACGAAUUACGGAAAUUUCCCUUUGUGAUUCAUGGAUCUGUAGAUUCGAUUGAUAGAGAUGUUAUUUAUUGGAUUCCGAUUGAUUCAACUUUAACAAAUUCCAAACGAACUCGAUUACCAAGUCAAAAGAGAUGUUUUCAAUUUUGUGUUGAGAAUAAGCAAUAUGAAAAUAGAAAUUUAAUUGUUGUGGAUACGGAGAGAGGAAUUGUUGUGGAUUGUUUUAAAGGAACCUGCGAUGCGAUAAAUAAUCAGAUUAAAUUAACGUAUCACUUGCACAAACAAGAACAUGAGUGUCCUGUGAAAGAUUUUGUUCAGAGAAACAUUGUACUAAAGAUGACGCGAGGCAUGAGACAAAUUUUGUCGAUGGUUGGAAGAGUGUGUAGAAUUCACAAAGCCAAAAUACGACAACAACAAGUGAUGAAGGAAUUCCUUGGAACUGAAAAUUUGGAUCUAGUAACUGAUUUAUUGGAACGUAUGAAUGUUAUUCAUGGCUAUAUUGAAGAGGACUUGACUUUGAUGUAUCACGAUAACAUGAAAUCCAAUUUAAAGUCGUUACAUUUCAUGAAAAGAGUUGAGAGCGUACAAGCUGUUGUCUAUUCUUUAAUUUGUAAACAAUGCAUUCUGUGGGAAAAGGAAUUUCGAUCAAAACAACUAAAAACACCUCUAGACAAAGAAGGCCUACGAACAUGGCUCAAUAAUCAUGGUUUUGAUGAUCACAAUUUAUUCAAAAAUUUUAGACAGUUAAAAAAGAAACAACGAACACAAGAUCUUCCAGAAUUGAUUCAGCAACUCUUUGAAACAAAACCAACACAGACAAAAUCCACCGAAUUAGAUGCUAAAACUGCGGGAGAAGAAGGAGACUUUUUACACAUUAUCAAAUCUAUUACCUUUCAAAUGGUUCAAACGGAUGCGCAACUUGAAAAUAUUGAGCUCUAUUCCAAAAGAAUGGUUGUUGAAAGAGAUCCAAGAACUCGACACCUUAUGUACAGAGAUUUAGACUAUAUGUAUGAAAAUAUUGCUACUUGUUUUGAGAUACUGAACGAGUACAGAGAUAGUACGACCCAUAAGGUUCAGAAGAAUAUCUCAGUAUCCAUUAUUGACAAUUCUUUAAAUUGUUUUCGAGUUAUUGACCCUUCUUCAAACAUGAACGCUUUUCAGCAACAAUGCAAUGGAAUGUUGAUAGACAUGAAAAAGGAACGAGUGAUCUGUUCGCCACCCUUGUUUCUUAAAACACAACUGGACAAUUCUCUCAUUCUUCAGAGUCAAGAACACAAGUUUCAAGCCGUUGAAAAACUCGAAUUUAACUCGAAAGACUCAUUAGACUUAUUUUUCAAUUAUUUCGAUUCCAAAUACCCACUCUAUUCGAUAUACAGAGAAAAUAACGAGAUUCACAUUUUGGACGCUUCUCAUGGUACAAAAAUCACUGAUGAACAUGCUGAGAAAUUAAUAGUGGACCUUCUUGAAACCAAACUGAUGCAACAACAAGAAUUGAGAGUCAAAAAUAUGCUUAGUAUCAACGAGUACACCUAUACAUUUAGGAUAUUACCAGAUGUUAAUCAGAUCUUGCUUGUUGGCUUAUGCGACUUGUUGACUUUUCGUUAUUUAUCUCCUUCUCAAAUACAGAACUUUUGGAAAGAGAAAAUUGGAGAACAGCCAAGCAAUCUUGUUCUUUGCAUGGAUGUUAUUGAUCGAGUGACUGAUACUACUUUGAUGGAAGAGUUGAAGCAUUGUACACAACCAGAAACUAGUUUCGUUGUAUAUUGGAUCAAUGGUCAAUAUUUCAUCCUUAAUCGUCAGCGAUAA
Molecule: messenger RNA, 1899 nt
Organism: Naegleria lovaniensis
Lineage: Eukaryota; Heterolobosea; Eutetramitea; Acrasida; Naegleriidae
Exons: 1
Coding region: 1-1899 (632 amino acids)
Source: RefSeq, a predicted model, not a curated record